This is a messenger RNA of Carassius gibelio (silver crucian carp), 3288 nucleotides long. RefSeq names its product coiled-coil domain-containing protein 39. Lineage: Eukaryota; Metazoa; Chordata; Actinopteri; Cypriniformes; Cyprinidae. The transcript has 20 exons. Bases 93 to 2942 code for a protein of 949 amino acids. The record is from RefSeq and is a predicted model, not a curated record. Gene Ontology annotation, cellular component: axoneme. Gene Ontology annotation, biological process: cilium-dependent cell motility; inner dynein arm assembly; cilium movement.
CAACGAUAAACUUCGCCAUUCGUAAAUGUCUUGCAGCCGUAAUAUCAUCGAGCCGUUUAUGUUUUACUCCUAAAUGACUCUGAAACAACAACAUGUCUAACGCGCUGUUAGCAGAAGUUGGUUGGGACGCGGGUUUUGCCAUCCCUGUAGCCAAUGAAGAGAAUAAAGCAUUGCAGGAGGAGCUCCAAAAGAAGCAAAAAGAGCAUUUAAACCUUGAGAACAAGAUAAAUAAAAACAAGGAUGUGAUAAAUGCACUGACUGAACACCUCAACAAUCUACGACAGGAGGUUUCCCACACUCAGGCAUUGUGCAAAGCCAGAGAGAAGGAGACUGAGUCAGAGGUGCAUUUCAGAGCCCUGGCGGAGCGAGAGACAGGCCGCCUGAAGCAGGAGAUCAGUCAGCUGGAGAAUCAACUGAAAACACUGAAUGAGAAGAAGAACACACAAGAGAACAUCAUCUUUAAAGCCACCCAGAAGCUGGAUGAGCUGAAGAGUCAGCUGAACUGGGAUCAGCAGACCCUGGAGGCCUGGCUGCAGGAAUCAGCACACAAGGACGAAGACACCAUGGCCAUCAUCAAGUACGCCAAGCAAGACGAGAGCAAGAUUCGAGAGCUGACGCUGAAAAUUGAGAAGUUGACUCUUGAAGCCAACCAGAAGAGAAAAGCCUUGGACAGUGAAGUCACUGAGACUGUUACAGCACAGGUGGCUCUUGACAAGACAGCCGAGAGUUUUCGUCAGGCUCACAGUGAGAGACAAGAGAUGAUCAGCCAGUGGGAGAACACCAUUGAACAAAUGAGAAAAAGAGACCAGGAGAUACAGCAGUGUGCCAUGAUGCAGGCAGAGGUGAACCAACUAAUAAGAGAGAAGAAUUAUUUGCUGAAGGAGAGGAAGGACUUCAUGGAGCGUGAGAUAGAGAACAAUAAAGAGCUGGAGAGGAAUAUAAGUGCGGCUGAACGUCAGGCGCUUCGACUCAGGCAGCAGCUCCAGGAAGAGGAGAGGAACCAAAGACGUCUGCAGGACGAGGUGGAAGUGCUGAAGGGAACUUUAGACCGAAUAGCCACAGAUGUGGAGACCACCCGAUCUCAGUUAACCAGCAUGAAAAAGGACAUUCAGCACAAAACAGCAAAAGUUGAAGAGGCAAAGCUACAUAACGCUGCUCUGAAGGAGAAACUGCAGAUGGUGACAGAGGCGGUGCUGGAUGGUGAAGGACAAGCAGCACAGAUGGAGCAACUGUACAGAGAACAGGAACAGAGCAUCAAAGAGAUGGAUUCUCAGCUGCUCCGGCAGAGAGAGCUCAUGUUCAGAAAGAGUCAGGAGUUGCAGGGACUGCGUGAUAAAGAGAAGUCCACCACAGCUGAGAUCUGCGCCACACGGGCUGCUAUCUCCAACCUGGACAGCAGACUCAGCAAACUGGACCAGAACUUGCUCAAACAGCAGAUGAUCAUUUCCAACCAGGACUUUCAGAUCCAGAUGCUGGAGAGGAAGACUUCACACCUGCAGGGAAAGGUGAACACAGAAGAAAAGGAAGCUCUGGAGAAGAAGGCGUCUGAUCUGGCUGAAGCUCUAGAGGAGAAGAAGAGGACAGCCAGCACCCUCACCACACAGCUGAAGAAACUCCAGGAUGAUAUCCGCUGCGUUAGGAAAGACACAGAGAAGAUCGGAGCAGAAAAGAGAGAACUGACCUCCAAGAUCCAGGAGAUGGAACUCUUCAUUAACAACUCUGAGAAAGACCAGAAAAAACUCAGGCUCAAAAAACAGGACAGCAUGGUGGAGAAAGGUCUCCUGAAGAUGGAGGUGCAGCGGCUGAGAGGUCUGCUGUAUGACCGAGCAGAUGGAGUGCUGAGUCUGGAGAAGAGACGUCUGCAGCUGCAAGCGGCCAUGAAAGAGAGAGAAGAGGAGAUCCACGUGCACAGAGAGAUGCUCGCUAAACAGGUCAAGCUCACUGAGCAGGAGAGACAAGGGCUCAGUGCUGCGAUGAAUGAGAGACUGUUCAAAAUUGACAAGAUGAGGAAGAGGUACGAGAUCCUUACUGUUUCUCUGGCUGCACCAGAGGGAGAAGAGGAGAAAUCCCAGGCCUACUUCAUUAUAAAGGCAGCUCAAGAGAAAGAAGAACUCCAGCGGCAGGGAGAUGAUUUGGAUGCCAAAAUCCGCAAGACAGAGAAAGAGAUCCAUGCACUGGAGAACACCCUGCAGGUCGUCAACAACUGCAAUACAACCUAUCGCAAAUCCCUGACCAAAGUCACAGAGUCCAGUCCUGCGCACCAGGAGAAACUGAAGCUGGAGGAGCAGAGACGAGCGGCCGAGGAGAAAUACAAAUAUAAAAAACGGCAAAUGAGAGAACUGCAGGAGGACAUUGAGAGCAUGUCCCGCACACUGGACGGUCUUCUUCAAGAGGAAGCAGUCCAGAAUGAGACCAUUGAGAAGACUCAAGCCCAUGUGCUCUCUCUCAACCACUCCAUCCUCUCUCAAGAGGAGAAACUCAAUAGAGCCACCAAACAGUGUGCCAAAUAUACCAGGGAAAUCCGGUCUGCUAAAAACACCAAAGAGAAGACAUUUGAGGAGCGCGACAUAGAGCUACGUGAACUCAGAGAAUGCAAUAAAAGCGUAAAUAAGAUGCUCCUUGAAGCCAUGGAGGAGAAUCCUGAGCUUUCUUCUGCAUUGCAGAUGCGUUUUAUGCAGGCUGGUCUGUCCCUGCCCUCUCCCGCCUCCACCCCCUCCAGUCGUCUGAGCUCAAAGAUCAGCUCAGCCCGCAGUUCUGCUUCACUCCAGCGACACAUCAGAUCCUCAAAUCCCUCAGCCAGCAGCAGUCCCAGAAGCCAGUCUGUCACGUCCCCUGCAGUGAAAAGAGUGGAUCUGGGUUUGGGCCUCUCCAUCACGUCCCCGCAUGGCUCUCGGCCGCCCAGCGCUGGCAGCAGCACGAGCAGCAAGUGCAAAAGCCCUUAGACAGAUCUCACGCCAGUCUCUAUGAAGAGAAGUCAUUGAAUUAUACCAUUACCACCAUUCCUCUUAUUCCACUUAUAUGUACUCAAUGUUUCAUUUAUCCAGUUCAGUGAUUCUUUAAAAUGGCUUUAGUUGUUUAAAAUUCACUUUUAUGUUUUAAGUCCCUAGAUUUAUAUUAGAUUUUUCAAGGAAAAAUACUAUAGACUUGUAGACACACAGUUUGUUUAAUGACCUUUCACAAAAAUGCUUUUGUUUGAAAGUGCACACACGGGUCUUGUUUAGUUCACUACUUGGAUUAUGUUAUGUGGCGGCAACAAGAAAGAAACAAUAAAACCCUACAUUUGUGAAA